Messenger RNA from Trichoderma asperellum CBS 433.97, 885 nucleotides. NCBI's taxonomy places the organism in Eukaryota, Fungi, Ascomycota, Sordariomycetes, Hypocreales, Hypocreaceae. The record is from RefSeq and is a predicted model, not a curated record.
AUGGAUAAUACCGACAACCUGGUGAUCCCAAAAUGGGUAUCCUUCACUAAAGAGUGGCAUACAAAACCAUACCCGGAUAUUUCCCCCAGUCGUAGUGGUCUGUCUGCUGCUGGGAAGAACGUGGUUAUUACAGGAGGCGGCACAGGCAUUGGGAAAGCCGUCGCCAUUGCAUUCGCCCAAGCCGGAGCCAACAGUGUCUCCAUCCUAGGAAGGCGGCUGGAUAGACUUAAAAGCAGCGUCAUUGCGAUUUCGGCCGCCACUCAGUCUAACACCCAAGUCCUUUACAGAAAAGCAGAUCUUACAGAGCAUGCGCAAGUCCAAGAUGCACUUGCAAGUAUUACAAGCGCAGUAGGCAAGGUGGACAUAUUUGUUAACAAUGCAGGCGCACUUCCACCCCCAGGGUUGGUAGCAAAAUACAAUGCAACAACAUUUAUGGGAGCCUUUGAGAUGAAUGUCCUUACAUCGCUCAAUGCUAUUCAAGCAUUCAUUCCUCUCGCCGGGGCUGAUCCGAUACUACUCAAUAUAUCUACUAACCUUGCGCAUGUACGGCCUAUGGCUGGCAUGCCAGCGUAUGCGGCAAGCAAGGCGGCACAGCUUAAGAUGGUCGAGCAUUUUGCGGUAGAGAACCCGGAGCUACAUGUUGUCAGUCUUCAACCAGGGGUUAUUGCGACGGAAAUUGCUGGCCCUGACUCUAAUGUACAAGGUCAGGACGAAGUAGUCGAAUUACCAGCGCAUUUCUGUGUGUGGUUGGCGUCAUCUGAGGCAAAGUUCUUGAAAGGGAAAUUUGUAUGGGCUAAUUGGGAUGUUCCUGAGCUGCUGCAACGGGCCGAGGAGAUUCGCGACUCGCGACUGCUUACAAUCGGCCUGGCCGGUGUUGCAAUGUAA